AUGGCUGGGGUAAAGCUUCGGUCUAAUAAUCUUGUUCAACUUCGUCUCUUCGUGAAAGCCUCGAAUAUUCUGGAUACUGUUCGUUUCAACGUACAUCGCUCCGACCACCGUGCACGACUCCUUCAGACUAUACAGCUGCUCCUUUGCCACUUGCAGUUAGACUUGUCAAUUCGUUCACAGAUAAAGGAUUUUUGUCUUUCUCAGCAGGUCGUCUACACCCCGCCGAGCAGGAUUCCGCUGUUCUUGGACAAGAAGAUGACCGUUAAUGUUGGCUAUUUGCUACACAUCGUCAACUUUUUCAAGUAUCAUAUGAAAACUGAACCUGAAAAUACGCUUUACCCGCUUUUGUCUGAUCUUGAAAGCCAUGCCCGACCGACUAGCUGGGAUGGACCAUUGGAGCAUUGUCACGGUGACAAGCUUGCAUCCGCCUGGAAAGGAAGCUAUGCCUACAUUCCUGAUUACGAUGAGCUCAAAUUUGUUCGCGAUCGUGAUCGGUGCAGCAAUCUUCUCGAUAUGCCAAUCCCGGAUGCUCUUGACUGUGAGGGUGGAUUUCAAACACUAUUGAUUGAUUCUUUGCCCGACCACAAAGUACUCUGGCCUGCCGCCUUUGAGAAUCAUCUUUCAGCUUUGCCUUCAGAACAACUCCUUGAUAUUCUUGCAACGGAGCAGCAAGAUCCACCCGCAACACGACGGAGUAAGCGGACCCCCCGGCAGUGCCGUUAUACAACGCCUCCGCCUUUGCACGAAUCUGCAUUCCUUACUUCAAUGUACAAUAAGUCACCGGUGUUACCACCGAUGAAAUCGACUAAGUCGGAACGAAAGGCAGUUCCGAUACCGGGAAAAGAUUAUCUGCAGUUUGGGGGCUCCGGCCAGGACCUCUCAUGCUUUCAUUGCACGGGUAUCACUCACAAGCUACCCCCUCAAUCAGGUAUACCCGGCUGGCAACGCGUCUGUAUGAUGAAGUACGGCUCAGAUAUUGAUUCGCUGAGAUCUGCAACCUCAUCUGGACCAUUCUCAAGUUCCUCACCAGGCUUCUUAGCAGCGUCUUCAUCUAAAACGAGCAUCUCCUCUUCCACCAACAAUCUUUAUCAAGGCGUGGUCCCGAACCCUAAUCCUUUUGCAAUGACUAGCGAUAACAGCUUGGAUGAUAUUGGCAUUAUAGAUGAUGAUUGCUGGUGCUAUGAAGGCAUCAUACUACCAGGCGGCAAGAUUAUGGUUGGCAGGUGGUGGCAUCCGCUUGACGAAGAAGAGUUUUCCUCCAUGGGACCAUUCAUCUUCUGGAGCGUCGACAAUAAGAGCGACAAUUGA
Molecule: messenger RNA, 1308 nt
Organism: Bacidia gigantensis
Lineage: Eukaryota; Fungi; Ascomycota; Lecanoromycetes; Lecanorales; Ramalinaceae
Exons: 2
Coding region: 1-1308 (435 amino acids)
Source: RefSeq, a predicted model, not a curated record